Molecule: messenger RNA, 1284 nt
Organism: Sitophilus oryzae (rice weevil)
Lineage: Eukaryota; Metazoa; Arthropoda; Insecta; Coleoptera; Curculionidae
Gene: POLDIP2
Product: polymerase delta-interacting protein 2
Exons: 8
Coding region: 187-1185 (332 amino acids)
Biological process (GO): error-free translesion synthesis
Cellular component (GO): nucleus; mitochondrial nucleoid
Molecular function (GO): DNA binding
Source: RefSeq, a predicted model, not a curated record
AAAUUAAAAAAUUCUGUCAAAAAUAUUUACAUCAUUUUCUAAAGUCAACAAAAUACUAAUUUUUCAUCACUUUACAUUAAAAAAAAAACAAACAAAUUCAAAGUAUAUUACAGAUAAAUUUCAACACUACUUAAUACAUAAACUUAGAAUGCUUUAAACCAUUUUACUGAGUGAGAAAAAUGAGCAAUGGAUUUAAUCUGGAUAUCUUUACACCAGAAAAUGGUACCGAUUUCUUUAAGACUCUUUGCGUGCAAACGGAAUUUUGCCAGACUUGCAGAGGUUGGACGUCUUGAAACCCCAAAAGUUGCAGGAAAAUACGAUACCGGUCAGUUAAUACUACAUCGAGUCUUUGGCUAUAGAGGUGUAGUGUUAUUCCCUUGGCUAGCCAGAGUAUAUGACAGAGACUUACCACAACAUCGAGAAGGAGAUGAAGAACCCAACUCGGGUGUUGGUAAAGAAGUUAGGGGACGUACACACACGUUUUACCAAGUACUGAUCGACCAGAGAGACUGUCCAUAUAUUAGAGCUCAAACCGAAGCUGUGACCUUCCUAGGCAACCAGGAGUCUUCCAGAAGUCUCUAUGCCAUACCAGGGCUAGAUUAUGUGGCUCACGAAGACAUCAUACCAUAUGUCAGUGCAGAGAAGACCCCACUGCAUCACGAACUAUUUGAUAAGUUUUUAGCACCCAAUACUAACGGAGAUCCACCGUUUAUAGCUCAAGACACCUUGAAGGCGUGGCAAAAUAAGAACCAUCCGUGGUUGGAGCUGUCAGAUGUCCACAAAGAAACUACAGAGAAUAUUAGGGUGACUGUAAUACCGUUCUAUAUGGGCUGUAGAGAGAGUCAUGCCAAUUCAGUGUAUUGGUGGAGGUACUGUAUUAGGCUAGAAAAUUUAGGAAAUCUGAGUGUUCAAUUGAGAGAAAGACACUGGAGAAUAUUUUCACUUUCUGGUACAUUGGAAACAGUUAGAGGUAGAGGUGUAGUAGGCCAAGAACCGGCUUUAACAAAAACGUUGCCAGCUUUCCAGUACAGCAGUCACGUUAGUUUACAAGCUCCCAGUGGUCAUAUGUGGGGUACAUUUCGAAUGGAACGAGAAGAUGGAUACACGUUUGACUGCAGAAUUCCGCCAUUUUCCUUAGAAAGUAAACCAGAAGGUGGUACAGCAUCUCCACCAGAUACAGUUUGAAGCUGCUUGAAUAUAUUUAUUGUGUUAUAUAAUAAUUUGUAAAUAUAUUGUUACCAAAAAAAUCUGUAUAUAAUAUAAAUAUAUUAUCAUCCAAUCCUG